AUGGCUACCCCUUCAGAACCCGCACCUUCCAAUUGUAAGGUUAUGCUCUCGAAGCAUGUCGCGAACCGCCUGCUUGAGGAAGUCUCAGAGGGUGUCAAGACCCUAGAGAAGCCGCCUCACCUAGUUGGAUUCCUGGCGAACAAUGACCCCGCGGCGCUGAUGUACGCGCAAUGGACCGAGAAGACAUGUCAUGAAAAUGGAUUCCGCUACUCCCUCCGCGAAGUGCACCGCGAUAACCUCGAGGAAGCCAUCCUAGCCGCGAACGUCGAUUCCGACGUCGACGGCAUCAUCGUAUACUACCCCAUCUUCAACAACCGACAAGACCAGUACUUGCAGCAGAUCGUCGACGUGUCCAAGGAUGUAGAGGGCCUCAGCCAUCGCUAUAUCUUCAACAUGUACCAGAACAUCCGCUUCCUGGACCCGGAGACCAAGCGCCAAAAGUGCAUCCUGCCUUGCACGCCUCUUGCCAUCGUCAAGAUCCUCGAGUACCUGAACAUUUACAACACUGUUCUGCCGUAUGGCAACCGGCUGCACGGCCACACAAUCUGCGUUGUCAACCGCUCUGAGGUUGUUGGUCGGCCGCUUGCUGCGUUGUUGGCGAACGAUGGUGCUUGUGUCUACAGUGUCGAUAUCACAGGUAUUCAGAAGUUCUACCGCGGCACCGGCCUUAAGUUGGGCAGACACGAGGUUGAGGAAGUUGAGGGCAUGGAGUUGAAGGAUAUUGUUCCUCUGUGCGAUACCGUUAUCUCUGGUGUACCUGGGGACAAGUACAAGUUUGAUACUAGCUUGCUGAGGGACGGUGCCGUGUGCAUUAACUUCUCAAGUGAGAAGAACUUUGGACCUGAAGUUAAGCAAAAGGCCUCCCUCUUUGUGCCUUCAAUCGGAAAAGUCACAAUCGUCGUUCUUCUCCGGAACUUGCUGCGUCUCAUUCAGAACAAGAGAAUGGAUGACAUCAAGCCCGCUGCUGCUACUGAGCGACCUGGCACUCUUGAGGCUGCUUCAUAG
Messenger RNA from Aspergillus mulundensis, 1005 nucleotides. RefSeq names its product methylenetetrahydrofolate dehydrogenase (NAD(+)). Lineage: Eukaryota; Fungi; Ascomycota; Eurotiomycetes; Eurotiales; Aspergillaceae. The record is from RefSeq and is a predicted model, not a curated record. Gene Ontology annotation, molecular function: methylenetetrahydrofolate dehydrogenase (NAD+) activity; methylenetetrahydrofolate dehydrogenase (NADP+) activity. The transcript has 4 exons. Gene Ontology annotation, cellular component: cytosol. Gene Ontology annotation, biological process: purine nucleobase biosynthetic process. The coding region runs from base 1 to 1005 and encodes 334 amino acids.